AUGAGCGAACCAAACUAUUGGAAAAAUCUCAACUUUUUUAGUAAGAGCCGCCCUCAGUGAGAGAUAAAAAUUUUUUUACUAAAUAUUUAUGAAAUAAUUUGAUAUAUAAGUUUAAUGAAAAAUAUAGCUAAUUCUUUUUGAAUUUUUGAGCAGCUUGCAUUUAAAACAAAAUUAAAAACAUUUUACUUCAGAUUUUUACGACUUGGAUUUUUUUUCGAAAAAUAA
Messenger RNA from Blepharisma stoltei, 225 nucleotides. The record is from the annotation of a GenBank genome assembly. Lineage: Eukaryota; Ciliophora; Heterotrichea; Heterotrichida; Blepharismidae.